UAUCAUAAAUGGCUUCGCCUUGCCUUUAAAGGAAGAACACAAAACCUUCUUGAUGAAAAUAUUAUUGCCGCUACAUAAAGUCAAAUCUCUCAGUGUUUACCAUGCUCAGCUAGCCUACUGCGUCGUUCAAUUCCUUGAAAAAGAUCCCACACUCACGCAACAGGUCGUCUUGGGUCUUCUUAAAUUUUGGCCAAAGAUGCACAGUCCAAAGGAAGUGAUGUUUCUAAAUGAGUUAGAAGAAAUCUUGGAUGUCACAGAUCCUGCUGAGUUUAGGAAGAUAAUUCGACCUCUCUUCCGCCAGCUGGCUAAAUGCGUCUCUUCGCCUCAUUUCCAGGUUAGUCUCAUUAAGUAA
Protopolystoma xenopodis is the source of this 352-nucleotide messenger RNA. The record is from the annotation of a GenBank genome assembly. Lineage: Eukaryota; Metazoa; Platyhelminthes; Monogenea; Polystomatidea; Polystomatidae.